Molecule: messenger RNA, 1005 nt
Organism: Phaethon lepturus (White-tailed tropicbird)
Lineage: Eukaryota; Metazoa; Chordata; Aves; Phaethontiformes; Phaethontidae
Product: janus kinase and microtubule-interacting protein 3-like
Exons: 3
Coding region: 1-1005 (334 amino acids)
Molecular function (GO): microtubule binding; kinase binding
Source: RefSeq, a predicted model, not a curated record
AUGUCCAAGAAGGGCGCCAGCAGCCGAGCUAGGGGGGAGAAGCCGGACGCCUUGGCCGCCUUGCAGGCUGCCAAUGAAGAGCUCAGGGCCAAGCUCACUGACAUCCAGAUAGAGCUCCAGCAAGAAAAGAGUAAGGUCAGUAAGUUGGAAAGAGAGAAAAAUCAGGAAGUUAAGCAGAUCAAAGAGCACGAACAGCAUAAAAGUACAGUGGUGGUAACAGAGCUCAAAGUCAAACUUCAUGAAGAGAAAAUGAAGGAGCUCCAAGCUGUUCGAGAAGCACUUUUGAGACAGCACGAAGCUGAACUACUUAGAGUAAUAAAAAUUAAAGAUAAUGAAAUCCAGAGACUACAGACCCUUCUCAAUGCUGUACGUGAUGGGGCUCCUGACAAGGUGAAAACAGUGCUGCUCACGGAGGCGAAGGAGGAGGCCAAGAAGGGGUUUGAAGUUGAGAAAAUAAAAAUGCAACAAGAAAUUUCAGAGCUCAAGGGGGCUAAGAAACAAGUGGAAGAGGCUUUAACUAUGGUCAUCCAGGCUGACAAAAUUAAAGCAGCAGAGAUAAGGAGUGUGUAUCACCUGCAUCAAGAGGAAAUCAGCAGAAUUAAGAGGGAGUGUGAGAGAGAAAUUCGUAGACUGGUAUGUGUUGCUAUCUGCAUCUAUGUUUUCACUAACGCUUAUGUUAUUGAUAGACAGGCGCUGGUGCUCCUCCUUUGGUGGCCCCGUGAGCAGCAGCUCACCAGGCUCCCGACCUCAAUAGGUUACUGGGGUUCCUUACCCGUCAUUGCUCAUCUGAUCCUCACUGGGUCCUUGUGUGUGCUGAUCAGCCCUCAGUCACCUAAUCAAACCAGUUUUAGUCUCAAAGGCAAUAGCUACAUGCUUAUGGCUUUGGAGUAUUCCUCCAGCGUGUUUGGAAACUUGCUGGAGAGGUUAAAAUGGAUCAUGUUGCUUGGAAAAAGGGAGAACUCCCCACGUGAGGGAACUCUUUCCAAGAGGGAAGUCUUUGCAUGA